Messenger RNA from Stegodyphus dumicola, 652 nucleotides. RefSeq names its product apolipoprotein D-like. The record is from RefSeq and is a predicted model, not a curated record. Gene Ontology annotation, biological process: lipid metabolic process; response to reactive oxygen species. Gene Ontology annotation, cellular component: cytoplasm. Lineage: Eukaryota; Metazoa; Arthropoda; Arachnida; Araneae; Eresidae.
UAAUGUAGCAAUCAACUGCAUUCAUAUAAUGGCUUCGGUAGCAAUGUAUGUAGUUUUCUUUGUUGGGCUAUUUCUUGUUAUAGACGCUAAGGAAAGUGACUUUUGCAAAGUUCAGCCUCCUAUAAAAGAAGACUUCGAGAUAUUGAAGACUGCCGGUAGAUGGUACGAGUUUGCCAGAUAUCCUAACAUGUAUGAAAACGUAACAACAGAGAGAUGUUAUACUUAUCUGAUGACGGUAGAAGGCAACGAUGUUCACGUCACAAUAACCUACAUAAGGAAACAUGAAUCAUGGGAGGAAAGACGUAAUCUCGAAGGUGAAAUGACCAGCGUUCCUGAUAGUCCUGGGAAAGUGCGAAUCACGAUGCCUUCUGUGGGACUGGAUAAUAUCUUCAACAUUGUCGAUGCAAAGUACGAUGAUUAUGUAAUUACUUACCUCUGUGAUAUUUCUUCAGUCUACAAAGUUGAAUAUGCUACGAUUCUAACCAGGGAUGUUCCACUCAGUGAUGCUAAAAAGAAGAGCUUACUGGAGAAGCUGAAGUCAUUAAAGAUUGAUACAGAACGUCUGGAAUUUGAUCCCAAAAAUAAUUGUUAAAGUUGCUCUGCGUUGGAUGUAAAAACUGAGAUUAUUCAUUAAAUAUGAAAUGUUAAAAUG